Molecule: messenger RNA, 2034 nt
Organism: Aureobasidium namibiae CBS 147.97
Lineage: Eukaryota; Fungi; Ascomycota; Dothideomycetes; Dothideales; Saccotheciaceae
Exons: 6
Coding region: 1-2034 (677 amino acids)
Source: RefSeq, a predicted model, not a curated record
AUGGCUGUAGCAUUGCCAUAUCUACCAUCCAACUCUACUUUCAGCCCAUUCACUGAUUCCCCGAGCUCGCCUGUUCUACAUCAGGUCGACUUGUCAAGCUCUCACAGGUGGUCCACGAUGUCAGACGCUUUGGCGCCGCCUCCGUCUCCAUACCCUCUACAAUCUGAUCCCUCACCUACCGAUUCGAGCGGCACAGAGAGCACUGAUAUCGAGGAGGACGUUCAACAAGAGAUUACGAAUACUCCAUCGAACUUUGCGAUUCAGUCCAGUCGGCCCCAGAGUCGAGAAAGCCUCAUCAGGCUAGACACAACUACCGUUCCACGGUCACGGUCCAAUUCCGAUGAGCCACCGCCAUCAGUCAUACAUGCGCCUCCUGGAUUCAAAGAGCUUGACGGAGCUAGUGGACAGGAUUCAGGAACCACCAUAUACCCGUCCAGCCAUGAUUUCGAUCACGAUGCAACUUCUCCAAGUACUCCCGACGCGGCUCUAGGUCCGGAAGACAAACGACUAUCCUCUCUCACUUCUCCUUUAGAUACGAAUACACCACUCAACAAAGGCGUCGAUAGGCCUACACCAAGAGCUCAAACGCGACAAGAAGCGGAAGACGAAUGGAAGAGGUCUGGGCGGACGUCCAGUCUCGAGGGAAAAGACAUUCCGGAAACAAUCAUUGACGGUACCAAACUAGACACAGAUGGCUCUCUGACACAAUCACAUACAGUCGACGAGAUCUCUGAGCUACGCAGUGCCUUGGAUGAAUGCUGGACGCUUUGUAACACUCUGUCCAAUCUGAGCUCUAAUCAUCGGCGAAGAGCUCGUGCAGGAGCGCAGUCUGAUGCUUCUCAGGAACAAGUAUGGCGAAGCUGCUGGCUUCUUUGCAAGCAACUGUAUGAAUCGUGCGAGAACAGAGCUCAGAUUCAAACACUCCGGAUUCUGGAAACUUGUCGAGAGUUCUGUCAAGCUCUGUUUGACGUUCGUCAGCGUGGUGACGAGACUAUGGACUCUGUUCUAAGAGUCAGCUUCGAGAUGAACAAUCAUCUCUACAAUACACAUGACCGCCAUCUUCCCGAGGCAUUCGAGGAGAGAACACUGGAUUUCUAUGUCACCCUGUGUCAUCGUAUGAUGAAGCGAUCGACCUCCUUGAAUCAGGAGGCUGAUGCACUUUUAAGGGCCUGCUGGGCUUUGGCUGAAGCACUCUCCAACUUAAGGCAAGUUGAUCGCGACAUCAAAACACUUGAUGAGCUACUCGCUUCUGCUAUCCAAGCCUGCUGGGAUCUUUCGAACAUUUUUAGGGAGAGCUGGAGUCAUCUACGUCCUGAUAAAAGUACGCCACGACCAGUUCAAGAUGCUAGGGUUUCAUCAUCGAUGUCACAACACUCAACAGGUCGAUCUGAACGAGCUCCUUCCAGUUUGAGCAGCGAGUACCAUGACGCACCAUCACUACCGCCAGAAACUCCAACCACCAUCUUUGACGAUGCAACCACGGUCUCAUCACCAGAAACAGUCAACGUACCCAAUAUCCUGGUACUUGGCCCUGCUGCUCCUUCGAGUUCUGGUGGCUCAGCCCGUGGUACUAAACAUCACGAUCGCUGGUCCAGCAACGCAUCAACGCUGAGCGACUACUCAGAGUCUGCAGACUCGCAACGGACUUCGUCCACUGCGCGUGCGAAUUCUGAUGGUAAGCAUCCCCUCCGCCUACGUUGUCUGAUUCUCAAAGCGGCUUCCGAUGUUGGGUUCCCAAGAGCUUUGAAUCAGUCUCUGGCUUCGUUUGCCAAAACACUUCCGGUGAAUACUUUUGGCAACCAUCCAUGGCAGGUCCAAUUACUCGAACGCUACAAAAGACUUGUCGCUGUCGAUCAGAGCCUUCGAUCCGUAGCGUCCAUGUCCGGUCAAAGGCUUUCUGCUAUCGAGGUGGCCAAAUCAGUCAGAUGGUUGUGCCGAAACGAGGAUUGGACGUGGUUGAAACAGCUAUACUUGGUUGUCUUUGGGUUUGGCGUCGAAGAAGCGGAAAUCAGGGGUGGAUUUCUCCAAAUUUAG